Prorocentrum cordatum is the source of this 936-nucleotide messenger RNA. The record is from the annotation of a GenBank genome assembly. Lineage: Eukaryota; Dinophyceae; Prorocentrales; Prorocentraceae.
GGGGCUUUUCUGGCUACAGCGGGCCAUAAUCCACUACAUAGAUCUACGGAGCGGCCUGAGAGCCCCAGCCACUCCUGGGCCCAAGGCGGCCCUUGUCUCAGCGUCCUGGCUGUCAUAUGGAGCAGGGAUGCGCGCCCCCGAAACAUGAAGCCGACGCCGCCUCGUUGGGCGACGGAGCGCGCCGAUGCUGCGGGGAGACGGGACCCGUCGCAGAGUCACGCGUCGCUGAACCGUGCUUGCGUUGCCUCCGCGAAGAGGAGGACGAAGACCCCGCAGUCACAGGAGUUGUCCUGCGAAGCGGCGGGCACCUCCGCCACCGGCACCGCCCGCCCGGCGGCCGCGGCCGCGGCCGCCGUUGGCCGUCGGCGACAUCGAGUCGUAGUGCUCGAAGACGAAUGGACUGCUGGUGGUCCCCGGCCCCGGAGUCGCGCGGCCGACCAGCAGGGACCAGUGAGAGCCACCCGCGCUGGCGACGUUGGUGUGGUCGUUCACGGGGCACAGCACCAGCUCCGCGGAGCCCAGCCCCAGGGCCUCGGCCGCGUCCACCAGCUCCUCCAUGUCGUCCUCAUUGGCCAGCCAGAACACUGUCUCUGCGCCUAUCAGCGCGACGCGGCCCUCGAUGUUCGCGCGGUGCUUGCUGGCAAGGUGCUCGAAGAUCGGAAGAACGUGAUGCACUCGUCGUUGAGCCAGUGGCCCUCAUAGGGCCACGUCACCCCUCGUCAGUCUCACCUCUUCCAGCUGACCACCACGUCGGACGAGGCCAUCCGCCCGAGGCCUCCCCGCCCCGGGGGGUGGGGGGGCGCAGCUCCUCGCCUUGCGGAGGCCCCCCGCGGCCGCAAGGCGAGCGGUGCCCCCCGCCCUGCGGCGGAGCCCAGGCAGCCCGCGCGGGGCGCGAGAGGCGUGCCGGCCGCGGCCGGAGCAGAGGCGGCUGCGGCU